UCCGUUUUUUCAGGAUCCGACAUCAGAAGCAUUUACGUUUUAUCACAGAAAGAAAGAAUCAGUAUCUCCAGUGAAGACGACAAUGGAGUCUAAAAACAUUACCUUAACAACUUGCUCCAUUUUUCUUCCAUUUUUAUUCAUUUUCUGGUUCAUUCUCCAAACCUCUGAUACUUUUCAACUCAAACACAAUCAUAUUGCAUCAUCUCAACAAGGUUCCAUUGAUGGUCUUCUUGCAUCUGGUUUCAACAGAGAAUCAUGUCUAAGCCGAUAUGAAUCAUCAACAUAUCGAAAAACGCCUUCAAAUUUCAAGCCUUCUUCUCAUCUCCUAUCGCGUUUAAGAAGGUAUGAAGAUCUUCACAGGAGAUGUGGGCCUAAUACUCAUCUCUAUAACAAAACCAUUGAAUUGAUUACUGGCAGACAAUCUGAUUCAACCGGUUUAGAAUGCAAUUAUGUUGUUUGGUUACCUUUUAGUGGAUUGGGAAACAGAAUGCUAACUCUUUCAUCAGCUUUCCUCUACGCUCUUCUCACGAACAGGGUAUUGCUUGUUGAUGCCGCAAAUGAAAUGACAAAUCUUUUUUGUGAGCCUUUUUUACAAACAUCUUGGUUGCUUCCUAAUAACUUUCCAUUGUUGGAUCAAAUAACCAAGAUUGAGGAAACCCCACCACAAUAUUACGGUCAAAUGAUGAAAAAUGGAAUCAUUGGAUACUCAAACAAUUCUGUCCCAUCUUUUCUUUAUCUCAAUCUAGCUCAUGAUUAUGAUGAUCAUGACAAGUUGUUCUUUUGUGAUCAAGAUCAAGAUUUUCUUUCUAAGGUUCCUUGGUUGGUUUUGAGGAGUAACAAUUACUUUAUACCGUCUCUGUUCUUGAUCCCAUCUUUUCAGAAUGAGUUGGAGAGGUUAUUCCCUGAAAAGGAAGCAGUGUUUCAUCACUUGGGUCGGUAUCUAUUCCAUCCAACGAAUGAAGUUUGGGGAUUAAUCACUAGGUAUUACGAAGCUUACUUAGCUAAAGCAGACAAGAAAAUCGGGAUACAGAUUAGGGUUCUUGAAUCUGGAGAUGGUGAAAUUGAGCCAUACCAACAUGUAAUUGAACAGGUAUUAGCGUGCACAUGGAAAGAAGAAAUACUCCCAGAAACGAACUAUGAGAUGAAACCCGCCAUUUCCUUUCCAAAGAGGAAGAAACACAAGGCUGUACUGGUUACAUCUUUGAACUCUGGAUACUAUGAGAAGAUGAAGGAUCUGUACUGGGAAAAUCCAACGGUGAAUGGGGAGGUGAUGGAGUUUUACCAGGCGAGUCACGAAGAGUUUCAACACAGUGAAAAUCAGAAACAUAAUUCGAAGGCGUGGGCUGAAAUAUAUUUACUGAGUUUGACAGAUGAAUUGGUGACAAGUUCGUGGUCUACUUUUGGAUAUGUGGCUCAAGGACUUGGUGGAUUGAGACCGUGGAUCUUGACUAUGCCAGUGAACAAGACUGUUCCUGAACCAGCCUGUAAACGGGCCAUGUCCAUGGAACCUUGCUUUCAUGCUCCUCCACAUCCAAAAUUUAAUUGUAGAAGAAGAAGAAAAGAGGAGGGGAUCGAUGAAGAAGAAAUUGUUUCACAUGUCAGGCAAUGUGAAGAUAGGAGUUGGGGCCUCAAACUUUUUGACUAAUUUUGUUCUUGCAUUAAUUGUACAAAUAUAACUUAAAAGUAACGCCAUGAUUCUAUUCUUCAUUACUAAUUGUGUUGUGUUAUGCAUAAAUAUGCUUUUUGUUUUCUUUAUUGG
Impatiens glandulifera is the source of this 1759-nucleotide messenger RNA. RefSeq names its product galactoside 2-alpha-L-fucosyltransferase-like. The coding region runs from base 83 to 1645 and encodes 520 amino acids. The record is from RefSeq and is a predicted model, not a curated record. Gene Ontology annotation, biological process: cell wall biogenesis; xyloglucan biosynthetic process. The transcript is spliced from 2 exons. Gene Ontology annotation, molecular function: galactoside 2-alpha-L-fucosyltransferase activity. Lineage: Eukaryota; Viridiplantae; Streptophyta; Magnoliopsida; Ericales; Balsaminaceae. Gene Ontology annotation, cellular component: Golgi apparatus; membrane.